Molecule: messenger RNA, 1827 nt
Organism: Penicillium atrosanguineum
Lineage: Eukaryota; Fungi; Ascomycota; Eurotiomycetes; Eurotiales; Aspergillaceae
Exons: 2
Coding region: 1-1827 (608 amino acids)
Biological process (GO): entrainment of circadian clock by photoperiod; circadian regulation of gene expression
Cellular component (GO): cytoplasm; nucleus
Molecular function (GO): FAD binding; DNA binding
Source: RefSeq, a predicted model, not a curated record
AUGAAACACAAGCCAACCACCCCAGUAGUCCUAUACUGGCACCGAACCGACCUCCGCCUCCACGACUCACCGGCUCUGACAACCGCCCUCUCCCUCAAACCUUCCGUCUUUAUCCCAAUCUGGACCUGGGACCCGCAUUACGUCUAUCAUGCCCGCGUAGGCCCAAAUCGCUGGCGUUUCCUCCUAGAUAGCCAAAAAGACCUGUCGAAAUCCUACACCACUCUAAAUCCAAAGCAAAAGUUAUGGGUCGUGCGUGAAGGGCCGAUGACCGUUCUUCCAAAGCUGUGGAAAGCGUGGGGAAUUACGCAUCUCGUUUUCGAGCAGGAUACGGAUGCUUACGCGCGGGACAGGGAUGAGGGGGUUAUGAAGUUAGCGGAGAAGGAGGGCAUUGAGGUUAUUGUUAAAGUUGGUCGGACGCUAUUUGAUCCGGAUAUGCUGGUCAGGAAUAACCAGGGGAAACCGGUUGUUAGUAUGAGCCAGGUUGAGAAGGCGGGUGACAAGAUUAAUGGGGGGAGGCCCGACAGGCCUAUCGAUGCACCGGGGAGUGUCCCAGAUCCGUGGAAUGAGGAGAGAAUGGAUUUGAAUGGGGUUGAGUUUGGGGGAGUUGAGGUUGAAGGGGAUUUGAAUGCUGCAUAUCGGGUUGAGGAGGAUAGACAGUAUAGUCGGAUUAUGGGUCCGAAAGGGGAUUUCGGAAUUCCGACAUUGGAGGAGAUUGGCAUUGGGGAGGAUCAGGUUGAGGGGCCGCAUCGGGGUGGAGAGUCGGUUGCUUUGAAGAUAUUGGCUGGUUAUAUUGAGGAUGAGGAGUAUAUUGGCACGUUUGAGAAACCUAAUACUUCGCCGGCUGCUUUUGAGCCACAGUCUACGACUUUGCUUUCGCCGCAUCUGCACUUUGGGUCGCUAUCUGUGCGGAAGUUCUUCUGGGAUGUUCAGGAUGUGUUCAGCAAGCGGAAGAAGGAGAAGAAGCAGAAUGCACCGAUCCCAACGAAUCUGCCUGGUCAGCUCCUUUUCCGGGAGAUGUACUUUGCUGCGCAGGCAGCUCUGGGCUACAAGUUUCAGCGUACAUAUGGCAACAAAAUGGUCCGAUUCAUUGAUUGGCAUCUGCAGUCCAAAACUCCCGAGGAACUUGAGAAAGAGGGACCGACUGCUCAACCGUAUCAUGUGGAUUCACCCGAAGCUGAGGAAUGGUUCCAACGUUGGCGAGAAGGCCGAACAGGAUUCCCAUGGAUCGAUGCACUGAUGCGGCAGUUAAAGCAGGAAGGUUGGAUUCACCACUUGGGACGACACAGUGUAGCCUGUUUCCUGACGCGAGGCGGAUGCUACGUAAGCUGGGAGCGAGGUGCUGAAGUAUUCGAGGAAUGGCUGAUUGAUCAUGAAAUGGCCAGUAACAUUGGAAACUGGAUGUGGCUCUCAUGCACAGCCUUUUAUAACCAAUACUACCGCUGUUACUCGCCGAUUUCUUUUGGCAAGAAGUGGGAUCCCCAGGGAGACUUUGUCAGGAAGUAUUGUCCUGAGCUUGCCAAGUUUGAUAAGAAGUAUAUCUUUGAGCCGUGGAAGGCGCCUAUUGCCGAUCAGCGGAAAUGGGGGUGCAGGAUCUCUGGGGAUGGAAGUGUUGAGUCCAAAGAAAAGAUGCAAGAGCAAGGCGAAGAGCAGACGUAUCCGAAGCCUAUGUUUGACUUUGAUGAGAGACGAACAUUUUGCAUGGAUGCUAUGAAAAAUGCAUAUAGUAUUGGUCUACAUGGAGAUGACAGGGAAGUCCUCAACGGAACUUGGAGAAAGGCAUUCGGGAUUGACGAGGAGCCCAGCAAGAAGAAGCAAAAGGCCAAGUAA